This is a messenger RNA of Zasmidium cellare ATCC 36951, 2094 nucleotides long. RefSeq lists its product as uncharacterized. Gene Ontology annotation, cellular component: cytoplasm; cytosol. NCBI's taxonomy places the organism in Eukaryota, Fungi, Ascomycota, Dothideomycetes, Mycosphaerellales, Mycosphaerellaceae. The record is from RefSeq and is a predicted model, not a curated record. The coding region runs from base 1 to 2094 and encodes 697 amino acids. Gene Ontology annotation, molecular function: ATP binding; glutamine-tRNA ligase activity. The transcript has 2 exons. Gene Ontology annotation, biological process: translation; glutaminyl-tRNA aminoacylation.
AUGGCAGAACCAGCACCAGAAGAACCGAAAGUCUCGAAGCGCGCCGCAGAAAAGGAGGCCAAGAAGGCGGCGGCCAAGGCGAAGAAAGAAGCGGCCAAGUCAGCAGCUCCCUCGGGCGCAGCGUCCACCAAAUCCGCGGAACCAGUCGACCCGUUCAAGCUGGGCUGGCUCAAGGGCGUGUACAACGAGAAGCCGGUCACAGACGUCCAGACCCGAUUCCCGCCCGAGCCCAAUGGCUACCUGCACAUCGGCCACGCCAAAGCCAUCACCGUCAACUUCGGCUUCGCCAAGUCCUACGGCGGCAAGUGCAAUCUGCGAUUCGACGACACCAACCCCGCCAAGGAGGAGGAGCAGUUCUUUACGAGUAUCAAGGAUAUGGUGAGCUGGUUGGGCUUCGAGCCGGCCAAGAUCACGCACAGCUCAGACGAGUUCGAUCACCUGUACGAGUUGGCGGAGGAGUUGAUCCGGAGGGGAAAGGCAUACGUCUGUCAUUGCUCGGCUGCUGAGGUGAAGGAGAAUCGUGGAGGCAAAGAGCAUGGUCCGAGGAAGGUGUGUGGGGACUGGUCAAAGUCGGCAGAGAAGAAUCUGGAAGAGUUUCGAGAUAUGAGAGAUGGCAAAUACGAGGCAGGCACAGCACAUCUCCGCAUGAAGCAGUAUCUGGGCACUAAGCCGGAAGAGUACGAGGUCAAAGAGGAUGAUACCGCUGAGAUCAAGAAAGAGAAGGCCAAGCUGAAGUCGUUGGCGGACAACCCUGCGCUGUGGGAUGUGGCGGCAUAUCGCAUCAAGAAGGACAACUACCACCACCGGACGGGCAACAAAUGGAGGAUAUACCCCACGUACGAGUUCACCCACUGCCUGUGCGAUUCUUUCGAGGGCAUCACCCACAGUCUGUGCACUGUCGAGUUCGAGACCUUGCGACCUGCAUACAACUGGCUGCUCGAAGCGCUCGAUCACAAGCUCCCAGGCAGCGACGAGAAGGGUCCCAUGCAGAGAGAAUACGGCAGGCUGAAUGUCGAGGGUACCAUUUUGUCAAAGCGGAGAAUUGCCAUGCUUGUCAACGGUACCACCAUCGGUGGCGACGCUCCAGAUCCGGUGGACGAAGCUGCAGACGGUGUGGAUGAGCUUGCCCUGGCUGAGGACGGAGACGAGGAACCAGAGGCACCUUCAGCACCUGCAAAGGCGGCGACGAAUGGCACAGGCCGCAAGAUUCCUCCAGUCGUGCGAGACUGGAACGACCCUCGCCUCUUCACCCUCGUAGCGCUUCGUCGACGUGGUGUGCCGCCUGGUGCUCUGAAAAAGUUCGUCUUUGACCUUGGUGUCACCAAAGCAAACGCCAACACAAUGACCCAUACGCUCGACGCCACCAUCCGAACAUACCUCGAACGAACCGUCCCUCGUCUGAUGCUAGUACUCGACCCCAUCAGGGUCACCUUCGAAAACCUCCCAGACGACUACGUUGAAGAGCGCGAAGUGCCGUUCGAUCCGAAAGAUCCCGCCAAGGGCUCUCACAAGGUUCCCUUCACCAAGACCAUCUACAUUGAUCGUGACGACUUCCGUGAAGUUGAUGAUCACGACUUCUUCCGUCUCUCACCUGGCCAGAGCGUAGGCCUCCUCAACGCCGAACACCCCAUCAGCUGCGUCUCCUUCAGCAAAGACCCCGCCACUGGCAAAGUCAGCGAGAUCAAAGCUCAGUAUGGCAAAGAUGUCAAACCUGGGAAAGCCCGCAUUCACUGGGUCGGUGAGUCCGCUGCACAUAAGAGCCCCAUCAAAGCAGAAUGCCGCAUCUUCAACCCUCUGUUCAAGACCCAGAAGCCGAACGAGCUGGAUUGGAAGAAUGGUGGCUACUACGACAACGUCAACCCCGAGUCAGAAAUCAUCUACAAGGAUGCGAUGGUAGAAUGUGGCUUCCGCGAGAUUCAGGAGCGAGCGCCGUGGCCGAAGGAGGAGGGUGAGGCGAAUGGUACUGCUGACAAGAGCAGUGUGAGGUUUCAGGGUCUGCGCACGGCUUUCUUCGCGGAAGAUGCUGAUUCGACUGCGGAUAAGGUGGUCUUGAAUCGAAUUGUGAGCUUGAAGGAGGAUACGGGGAAGAAGUAG